AUGGUAGACCUCAUCCCCUCCUCCUCAGCAUCAUCGGCAGCUCCCUCGCCUGUUGAGAAGCCUUCUCUACCUGAUCCUGAGCCGGUGGCAGAAGUCUUUGGUGCUGAUCACGACGAGAAAAAGAGCUUGCCCGAUGCAAGCGAUACCUCCGCAGACUCUUCCGGCUAUCAGCUGCAGUCGCACGAACGCUAUCCGCCCGACUACGGUAUCAAAGCCUGGACUUGCGUAUUUGGUGCAUUCUGCGGCAUCUUCGCCUCCUUCGGCUACAUCCAAGUCAUCGGCGUCUUUACCGAAUACUACGGCCAGCACCAACUCCAAACAUACUCCUCUUCUCAGAUCGCCUGGAUCACCUCGGUCCAAACUUGGCUUACCGUCUUCUGCGGUGUUAUCGUCGGCAGACUCUAUGAUAUCUUCGGCCCUACCCCUCUUAUCAUUCCCGGCGCAAUCAUCAUGAAUCUCGGAAUCAUGAUGACCUCUCUCUGUACCGAAUAUUAUCAAUUCAUCUUAGCACAAGGCAUCUGCACCGCUCUGGGUGCCUCCCUGUUGUUCAAUCCUUGCGUCUCCGCCAUCUCAACCUGGUUUGUCAAACGCCGUGCUACCGCCUCCGGUAUUGCCAACGCAGGCUCUUCCCUCGGAGGCGUCAUCAUUCCAAUCAUCUUUCGUAAUGUCGAAAAGCGUGCCGGAUUUGGCUGGGGAGUGCGCGCUGUUGGCUUCCUUCUCACCUUCUUCUCCGUCUUAUGCUGUCUCACCGUCACCUCCCGACUUAACCCUCCCGGCCGACAGCCUAUCCGCUUCUAUCAGAAUUAUCUCAAACCAUUCGGUAUCCCGGAGUUUGGCCUUGCAGCUGGAGGUGUCUGCCUAGCUUAUUGGGGGCUUUUUAUUCCCAUCUCUUUUGUUCCGAACCAUGCCGUUGCUCAUGGAUUUUCGCAGACCCUUUCUUCAUACCUUAUAUCUAUCCAGAACGCAGCUUCGUGCUUUGGUCGUGUUGUUCCUGGCCUACUAGCCGACAAGCUCGGAAGAUUCAACAUGUAUGUUUUUGGGGCAUUUCUGUGUGCUAUCCUAACUAGUGCGCUUUGGAUCCCAGCGUCGUCCCACGUUGCCAUUAUCAUGUAUGCUGCCCUUUAUGGCUUCUCUUCUGGUAUCGCGUUCACUCUAUGGCAGCCCAUGAUUGCCGACAUCUCCCCCCCUCAACAAGUUGGUGCUCGAAUGGGGGCGGUUUCAGCUGCCCUCUCGUUCUCUUCUCUUUUCGGAAUGCCUGUCGCUGGUGCAAUCAUCGAUGCUAACAAUGGUUCCUAUUGGGGCGCUGCUGUCUUUGCUGCCUGCAUGAUGGCCGCAGGUGGUGUCGUUGCAUUUUUCUCAAAAUUAGUUCUUACAAACUGGAACAUCUUCUCCCUGAAAUAG
Messenger RNA from Myxozyma melibiosi, 1401 nucleotides. RefSeq names its product major facilitator superfamily domain-containing protein. Gene Ontology annotation, molecular function: transmembrane transporter activity. Lineage: Eukaryota; Fungi; Ascomycota; Lipomycetes; Lipomycetales; Lipomycetaceae. Gene Ontology annotation, cellular component: membrane. The transcript has 2 exons. The coding region runs from base 1 to 1401 and encodes 466 amino acids. The record is from RefSeq and is a predicted model, not a curated record. Gene Ontology annotation, biological process: transmembrane transport.